Molecule: messenger RNA, 588 nt
Organism: Penicillium manginii
Lineage: Eukaryota; Fungi; Ascomycota; Eurotiomycetes; Eurotiales; Aspergillaceae
Exons: 3
Coding region: 1-588 (195 amino acids)
Source: RefSeq, a predicted model, not a curated record
AUGGCCAAUGUGGAAGUCGUUGAUACCGUUGAUACCGUUGAUAUUGAGGCCGCACUCGACGAAAUCCUUCACACUACACCCUCUGCCGCAUCACCUGCUCGCGCAUCGGCACCACGAUCGCGACCACCAUGCCGACGCUCGGAAGAUGCGAGAGCAUACCGUCGGGAGAGUGAAAGACUACGUCGCCGCAGAAACAAGGCGAGGAAGCGUGAAAUGAGUGCUUUUCACGCCUCCGCCAGCCCCGACCAGGGCGUCACUUCAAAGCCCACUGAGGGGAGAGACACUGUUAACACAGGCAAUAGCGGAACUACUCAAUCCUCCCUCAUCGGAUUGACAAGUGAUGGGGUCAUAAAUGGUGUUGAAGCUACGGCUGCACUCGGCGAAUCUUUUCUCGCUGAUGUCUCUGCCCCGGAAUCGUCUGCUAACAGAGGGAUUUUUGUCGCAGACAAUGGCGUCUUAGUGUUCAACGAGGACAGAGAGACUGUCAUUAGAGACAAUGGCCCCACAGUGCCCAUCGAGUGGGCAGAUUUGUCAUUUCCGCCACUGCCUGUGGUGCUGCCAGCACUCCUCCCCCUGCCCCCUCCGUGA